Cuscuta campestris is the source of this 732-nucleotide messenger RNA. The record is from the annotation of a GenBank genome assembly. Lineage: Eukaryota; Viridiplantae; Streptophyta; Magnoliopsida; Solanales; Convolvulaceae.
UACAAAAUUGAAUUAACUUGUUUUAAUUUUUUUUAAUUUUAUUCUUAUUCAUAACUAUACACAAUGAACCCUUCUUCGUCUUCUUCCCGCGUCCGACUCCCAUCGCCGCCCCUUCAUAGUAGAUCCAAGCGCGUGCUCGGCGGUGGAAAUGUGGCUGAUUUACUGCUGUGGAAGAACAAGCAAGUGUCAGCAGCAAUGGUGAUUGGAGUGACACUUGUAUGGUUCCUAUUGGAAGUGGAGGAAUUUACCGUUGUGUCCCUCUUGUCUUACCUCUCCAUCUUUGCCAUGUCCCUCCUUUUCCUCUGGUCCACCGCCUCCUCACUUUUUGACAUCUGGAGCCCUCCGGAUUUGGAAGAUGUGGCAAUACCAGAGUCAACAAUCAAAUGGUUAUUUGGGAAGCUCAAUAAGUUCCUCUUGACCUUCUAUGAAGUGGCUUCUGGCAAAGAUUUGAGAAAAUUUAUCUUGGCAAUAAGUGUCCUUUGGAUACUAUCAGUAAUUGGAAACUAUUUCAACUUCUUGAAUCUUGUAUACACCGGAUUUAUCUGUCUUGCGACAAUACCAGCAAUUUAUGAAAGGUAUGAAAGCGACGUGAACCGUUUGGCAAGCAAAGGUUAUGAAGAUUUUAAGGUUCUAUAUGAAAAAAGUGGCCUCAAAGCUCAAUUUGACAAGAUUCCUAAAAGACCCCUCAAGCAAGGAAAGAUUGCUUAAUUAUAUUCAUUUAGUUGUCUAUAU